AUGGAUGGCGCCACAGCAGUGUUUAUUCAAGUCUGCUUUCAACAGGCUCGUGUGAUGGGAUGCUUCGUGGAGUUUGUGGUUGGUGGUGUCAUAUGCGGGAGUCUGGCGGCCUACAUUUUGGCAGAUUCCGCAAUGACUGGUGCCAAGGUGUUAAUAGGAGUAUUUUCAUUCGUGACUAUAGUCGCCAUGCUCGUCUUCACUGCCGGACUUUUGGGCCUGCUGGCAGCAUGGUUCGAAAACGGACGAAUGCUAAACACGUUCGCUCUAGGUCUUCUUGUUCUCUGUGUCCUCGAAUCAACUUGUGUCGUCCUGGCCUUUGUUUAUCGUGAACAGGGCUGUGGUCUGGUCCUUUUUCACCAAAUCAACGACCACUACCUGGCUGCUGGCAUCAUGUCCCUUCUGACCUGCGCGUGCCAACUUGGAGCUGUUGUUUGUGCCUCUCUUUUGUCAGAAAUGGUUGCCUCGAAGGUCAAAUCUUAG
Messenger RNA from Mesocestoides corti, 480 nucleotides. The record is from the annotation of a GenBank genome assembly. NCBI's taxonomy places the organism in Eukaryota, Metazoa, Platyhelminthes, Cestoda, Cyclophyllidea, Mesocestoididae.